Molecule: messenger RNA, 744 nt
Organism: Exaiptasia diaphana
Lineage: Eukaryota; Metazoa; Cnidaria; Anthozoa; Actiniaria; Aiptasiidae
Exons: 1
Coding region: 1-744 (247 amino acids)
Source: RefSeq, a predicted model, not a curated record
AUGGCCGAAAUCAAAGCGGCCGAACGACGCCAAUAUUCCUCUCAAGGAAGACCUGCAAAUCCAAGUUCACAAAGUCCGUUCCUUGUCACAACUACUGGAAUCCCUCAUGCAGCUGUAAAACCACAAAGAAGAGACGAUCUAUCUACUCAAAUUCAUCACGAAGACGAAACAAAAAAUCACUCAAAAUCAAAACAAAGCGAUUCCGAAACAGAGGCGCAGUCUCCUCGCAGGAGAAAGAAGAAGCGCAAAAGCCAUAAAGAGGAUAACAUAGAUAAAUCCAACAAUGGUCACGUUAAAAAAACCGACGAACUCGAUGUACACAAUCAAAAUAUCACAAAUGGAGAUGGAAGCGACCAGGAAAGGCCGACAACAAAGGAACGGAGGAGCAAGAAGAAACGCAGCGAAAAGAGACAUUCACAAGAUGAAACUGGAUCUGAAAAAGACGUUGUUGCAGAAGAAGCAGCUCAAUUAGAUAAUAUAUCGUCCAAGCUUCCGUCUCCUAAACAUAUAGAUCAAAGGAGCCAAGGUUUUGAGAGCGACAGCAAUGAAGAAAGACAAACAACCAAAGAACGUAAAAGAAGAAAGAAACGGCACAGAAGGAAAGUCGAGUCUCCUGUUUCGCAGGAAAACGAUGAGUCAGAAGAAGAUACUGCUGAGACUGCCGGGCCUGUUGGAACAGUUGAAUCUGACGAUAUACUAUCGAGACUUCCACCUCCCAGAAAACUACCACCAUUGAGAACGUAA